AUGACUUCUGAGCCCCUAAAUAUCAAUGGCACGAGGUUGAACAGCACGUUACAAGAAACAUGCACUUUAUACGGCGCUCUGCCAGCACCAUCAACAGGAAUGUGCCGUCUGACAUUAACCCCCUCCGAUAAAGCCGCUCGAGACUGGCUAGUCAGCGAAUGCCAAAGUUUAGGAUGCGACAUCAAGAUUGAUCAAAUGGGCAACAUCUUCGCCAUACGUCCAGGGACCGCUAAAGACAAAGCGCCAAUCGGUAUGGGCAGUCACAUGGAUACUCAACCGGCGGGUGGGAGGUACGACGGCAUACUAGGCGUCCAGUCUGCCCUAGAGGUCCUCCGUAUCCUCCACGAAAACAACACCCAAACACAUUGUCCCAUGGCGCUGAUAAACUGGACAAACGAAGAAGGCGCGCGCUUUCCCGGCGCAAUGAUGGCCUCAGGUGUCUGGAGCACACACAGUAUCACGCCUCUAGAAUCCUGUCAUGCUCUCCAAGAUACAGAGGGCAUACGCAUGAAAGACGCUUUACACUCGACCGGCUACCUAGGUCCAACUCCUUGCGAUUAUCGCCAAAACAGUCUCUCCGCGCACUUUGAACUCCAUAUCGAGCAAGGACCUAUUCUGGAGAAAAAAGGGAAAAGCGUGGGUAUCGUGACGAGUGUACAGGGUAUGAAGUGGUUUGCGAUUAGGGUUACAGGACGAGAAGGCCAUUCCGGUACGACGCCCAUGGCAGGCAGGGCCGAUGCGCUGGUUACAGCGUCACGGCUUAUAACCGCCGUGCGUGAUACCGCACUCCAGAGUGCCAGCCUGGGCGUUGCAACCGUUGGUGUUAUCAGUAGUGAUACGUCAUCGCAAGCUACUAUACCCGCUGGAGUGGCGUUCGUCGUAGAUGUAAGAUGUGAUACCGACGCCCUCGUUACUCAACUAUCCGACGAGAUACUGCAGGCAUUCGAUCGAGUCAUCAGUGAGGAGGACAAUGGGACGGCAUACCGCGUAGAACGUACGUGGGGUUUACCGGAGUCGAAAUUCCACACGGAUUGUAUUGGGGCUGUGAGGAAGGCGGCGGUCGAGCAGGUGGGUCAAGAUCAGGUUAUGGAGAUGAAGAGUAGAGCAGGACAUGAUAGUGCGUGGACGAGUAGGGUGUGUCCGACUAGUAUGAUUUUCGUGCCGAGUAGAGAGGGCAUCAGUCAUAAUCCGGAGGAGUACACGAGUCCGGAGCAUUGUGCGUUGGGGGCACAAGUUUUGCUUGACGCUGUGCUCGAGUAUGACAAUAGAGUGAGGUAUGGGGAGAUUGGAGCCUGGGAGUUAGCAGCUGGGUUGGAAUAA
Messenger RNA from Alternaria atra, 1320 nucleotides. RefSeq lists its product as uncharacterized. Gene Ontology annotation, molecular function: hydrolase activity, acting on carbon-nitrogen (but not peptide) bonds, in linear amidines. Bases 1 to 1320 code for a protein of 439 amino acids. NCBI's taxonomy places the organism in Eukaryota, Fungi, Ascomycota, Dothideomycetes, Pleosporales, Pleosporaceae. The transcript has 2 exons. The record is from RefSeq and is a predicted model, not a curated record.